AUGCCGUUCGAUCGGGAGGCUCUCCCAGUGAGACUCACAUAUUUCUUUCUCUACUUAGUUGGUUUUGGAACAGGAAAAACUGCGAAAGAAAGAAGAAUUCUUAAUCUAUGGCUGUCCAACGGGUUCCUGGCUUCAAUAUUUGGAUUGACUAUUAUUUUCAUUGAUUUCUACUUUGUAUGGGGAUCUUUCCAGAUGGCAUACACCGGGAUUAACGUGUUAACUGCUCUUAUAAUCAAUAUAAAAUUCUUCUCGUUGUUGUUCCAACGAAGUCACUACGAAAAGGUUCUGCAAAUCACACGGGAUUCAUUGUGGGGAAAUGCUCAAACGAAAGAUGAAGAAAAUGUGUUGCGACAGUGUGAAAAACAAGCCAUGAUAUUUGUCAUUUUUUUCGCUAUUUUUGCGAAUUCUACAUCUUUUUUAUACAUCAUCGAAGCAAUUUUGUUAAAUGUUGGAAAUAAUAUCACCGACGUAACGGAACGUCGAUUUCCCUUCAAAAUAUGGUUAGAUCUGCCCGUAUAUGAAACACCAAAUUUUCAUAUAUUUUUUCUUCUUCAGUCGGGGAUGGCUUGUUACGCGGGUAUUUUGUACUGUUGCUACGACAAUUAUCUGGUGCUCGUGAAUAUCUUCAUUGCAGGACAAUUUACUAUUCUCAAAUAUAGAUUGGAACUAUUGUACAACAGAAAAAUCGUUGAGUCGAUUAUGAAUAAGGACAGCGAUAGGGGAAGACUAAAUGAGGACUUUAAAGUUGCUGCCCGAGAGUUCAAAGAUUGCGUCAAGCAGCACCAGUUUUUGAUUUGGAUCGUGGGCGAAAUCGAGAGUCUCUAUUCACUGAUCAAUUUAACUUCGGUCCUCAUAUACAGCCUUAUCAUCUGUUUGACUGGUUAUCAACUUAUUAUGCCUGGAAACGUUCUGAUAAGACGCCUAAAGUUUACAGUCUACAUCGGUGGAUGUUUAACUCAAUUACUCUCCUUUUCAUACACCUGUCACAACUUGUCAUUGGCAAGUGUGGACGUCUGUCAAGGGCCUUACAAUUCAAAAUGGUACAAGAGAAGUAAUUCUGAGAGAUCACGAUCAUUGACGAGAGAUUUUGUAGUUAUGAUCAUGAGAGCUCAACGGCCUUGCCAUCUCACGGGAGCUGGAUUUUUUCCUGUCACGCUGGACACGUUGAAAUCGGUGCUCACCACAGCUUUCUCGUAUCUCACGUUGAUCAGACAACGUUCUAUGGUAGGAGUUGAUUAAUGUGAUCAAAAUUAUGUAAUCAUGUGUAGGAAG
Messenger RNA from Diachasma alloeum, 1272 nucleotides. RefSeq names its product odorant receptor Or2 (gene Or79). Gene Ontology annotation, cellular component: plasma membrane. The record is from RefSeq and is a predicted model, not a curated record. The transcript is spliced from 6 exons. Gene Ontology annotation, molecular function: odorant binding; olfactory receptor activity. Bases 1 to 1239 code for a protein of 412 amino acids. Lineage: Eukaryota; Metazoa; Arthropoda; Insecta; Hymenoptera; Braconidae. Gene Ontology annotation, biological process: detection of chemical stimulus involved in sensory perception of smell; sensory perception of smell.